This is a messenger RNA of Phalacrocorax carbo (great cormorant), 10633 nucleotides long. The record is from RefSeq and is a predicted model, not a curated record. Lineage: Eukaryota; Metazoa; Chordata; Aves; Suliformes; Phalacrocoracidae.
GCCAUGUGGGUGGAUGCUGUUAUAUUUGUCUUCAGCUUGGAAGAUGAAAUCAGCUUCCAGACUGUUUACCACUACUACAGCCGUAUGGCUAACUAUCGUAACACUAGUGAAAUUCCAAUGGUACUAGUGGGAACCCAGGAUGCUAUAAGUUCCAGUAAUCCACGUGUCAUAGACGAUGCCAGAGCGAGGAAGUUAUCGAAUGAUCUCAAGAGAUGUACUUACUACGAAACCUGUGCUACUUAUGGACUCAAUGUGGAGAGAGUCUUCCAAGACGUUGCUCAGAAGAUCGUUGCAACAAGGAAGAAACAGCAACUCUCAAUUGGACCCUGCAAAUCUCUACCAAACUCUCCAAGCCACUCAUCUGUGUGUUCCGCCCAGGUUUCUGCCGUACAUAUCAGCCAGACCAGUAAUGGAGGAGGGAGUUUAAGUGAUUAUUCCUCCUCUGUCCCAUCAACUCCAAGCACCAGCCAGAAGGAGCUACGGAUUGAUGUUCCUCCCACUGCCAACACACCAACUCCUGUCCGUAAACAGUCCAAGCGCCGAUCCAACCUCUUCACGUCUCGGAAAGGGAGUGACCCAGACAAAGAGAAGAAGGUCCUGGAGAGCAGAACAGAUAGCAUUGGAAGCGGUCGCGCAAUCCCAAUUAAACAGGGUAUGCUGCUAAAGCGAAGUGGCAAGUCAUUGAACAAAGAGUGGAAGAAGAAAUACGUGACGUUGUGUGACAAUGGCGUGCUGACCUACCAUCCUAGUUUACAUGACUAUAUGCAGAACGUUCACGGGAAAGAAAUCGACUUGCUCAGAACCACUGUGAAAGUCCCUGGGAAGAGGCCGCCCCGAGCUACGUCAGCUUGUGCACCCAUUUCGAGUCCCAAAACAAAUGGCCUCUCCAAGGACAUGAGCAGUUUACACAUCUCACCAAAUUCAGGGAACGUGACUACUAGCACAUCUGUGUCUCAGAUGGCAAGUGGCAUCAGUCUAGUCUCCUUCAACAGUCGUCCGGAUGGUAUGCAUCAGCGCUCUUACUCGGUCUCCAGUGCAGAUCAGUGGAGUGAGGCAACAGUCAUUGCAAACUCUGGCAUUAGCAGUGAUACUGGGUUAGGAGAUUCUGUGUGCUCAAGCCCAAGUAUAUCCAGUACGACGAGUCCCAAACUCGAUCCACCUCCUUCACCUCAUGCCAACAGAAAGAAACACCGCAGGAAGAAAAGCACAAGCAAUUUCAAAGCUGAUGGUAUCUCGGGCACAGCUGAAGAACAAGAAGAAAACUUUGAGUUUAUCAUUGUCUCUCUCACCGGCCAGACUUGGCACUUUGAAGCUACCACAUAUGAAGAAAGAGAUGCAUGGGUACAAGCCAUAGAGAGUCAAAUCUUGGCCAGUUUACAGUCAUGUGAGAGCAGCAAGAACAAGUCCCGCCUGACGAGUCAGAAUGAGGCCAUGGCCCUUCAGUCCAUAAGGAACAUCAGAGGCAAUUCACACUGCGUGGACUGUGAAGCACAGAACCCUGACUGGGCCAGCUUGAAUCUGGGAGCCCUCAUAUGUAUUGAAUGCUCAGGUAUACACCGAAACCUUGGCACACACCUCUCCCGGGUCCGCUCUCUUGACCUGGAUGACUGGCCUAUAGAGCUCAUCAAGGUGAUGUCUUCUAUUGGCAACGAGCUGGCCAACAGUGUCUGGGAAGAAAGUAGCCAAGGCCAUAUGAAACCUUCCUCAGACUCCACAAGGGAAGAAAAAGAGCGCUGGAUACGUGCAAAGUACGAGCAGAAGCUAUUCCUUGCCCCACUGCAAUGCCUGGAGCUUUCUCUGGGCCAGCAUCUCCUGAGGGCUACAGCCGAGGAGGACUUGCGGACGGUCAUCCUGCUCCUUGCCCACGGGACUCGGGAAGAGGUGAAUGAGACCUGCGGAGACGGUGAUGGGCGCACUGCUCUCCACUUGGCAUGCAGGAAAGGAAACGUGGUGUUAGUGCAGCUCUUGAUUUGGUAUGGCGUCGACGUGAUGGCACGCGAUGCCCAUGGAAACACGGCAUUGGCCUACGCCCGGCAGGCCUCCAGCCAGGAGUGCAUUGACGUUCUCCUCCAGUACGGCUGCCCUGACGAGCGCUUCGUCCUCAUGGCCACUCCAAACUUGUCCAGGAAGAACAAUAACCGGAACAACAGCAGCGGAAGGAUGCCCACCAUCAUCUGAGGAGCUCACUCGUAUAUUUGCUGACCUGAAUUACAUCCGCAGCCUCAUAUUCCUCCAUCCCCAUCACAGCUCUGCUCUGUGAGUCUGGUAACUCUCCUUUUCCCUUUUCCCUUCGGUACAUCCCUGUCCUAUCCGGAAACGGUGCAUCUGGAGAGUGCGAGGGGAUGAGAAGGAGCAAAAGGGGCUGCAGAGAAAGCAGUUGUUUCAGUGACAGCUCUCGAACGAUGGAAACAAGCAGGCGAGAGGGUGUGGGUUGAGCGGGACACACCGCGCGUGGCACUGGGACCAUGGGAGAGCGGUCAUCCCCAGGGAGGAUGCAGGCUCCCCGAGCGUGGAGGGAAGGGGCGGAGGGAGAAGCAAGCAAGAGGAGAAGGAAGGAGAGAUGGUGACUUUCUGUAACUGACAGUUAAGCACAUCAGUACAUUUCACCUCUACCAAACGCGACGCCUGGAUUUCAUUCUCUUCUCUGAAGAGCUUGACGGCAUAAAUCAGAAGCAAGCACAGAGUUUGUCAGGUUUGAAGCUCCUAUGAUGGUAUGUGUCAAAUCAGUUGUAGCUAAUCUGUCCGGGGAGAAUACUGGCUUCAUUACACUUGUAUAGUUGAGUUCUUCCAGCAUUACCGCUGUUUAAUAGAACAUGAUUAGUCAUCACGGAGAAAAAAGCAUAUUAGCUGAGGAGGUAGUUACAUGGCACGCUUCGGUGAUUGCUUGGAUGUGAUUGCAAUAUUCUUAGAAGCAUCAUAUUAUCUCAGACAUGUUCUUUCAAGCCCUUGGAGCCCUCCUUUCUAAAUUCACUGUCAUAAUUUAGUAUCUGUUUAAUUUUUCAGUCCAAAGAGAGGAAAUGAGUUGCUGAGUGUUAUUUGACUGCAGUCUCCUUGGUGUAAAAACAAAAUGGAAAAAAUAAAUAAAGGUAACUAUGAAACACAAAAAGGAAUAAUGAAUACCGCUAAGGAAAAACACUUCAAGUAUGUUUAGUGAAAUUAAUAAACGUAUUAAAGGCUAAUAUUUUUUCAGCUAGCAGAAAUAGGUUCUGUCAUUUUGCCAAGGUAAAUGUGUUGAGUUUUUGGUCACUCCUGUGAUGCAUUGCCUAACUUAUACAGAUUUUUGUAUUGUGUCUCUAGAUUAUAUGUGUGUAAAAUCUAUUUGAAUAAAAAAAAAACAUAAAUAUGCAUUGAUUUUUUUUUUUGUACAGAAAAUGGCAUCUCUGUUAAUUUAUAAACUGUAAUGGAUGUGAACUAAAUAAUGUGCAACUAGUUAGGAUCUGUGGGUUACAGAUCAUUGUACAUUGAAAAUAUUCCCAGCAGUGAGCUCUUAUUUCCAUCACAAGCCUUUGAGGAACAUAUCAGAAGGAGAUUAUGGCACGUUUGGCAUGAAAAAAAAAGAAGCGUAUGAGACCGUUUAGAAAGAAAAAAGAGGCUGUUUCUCAGUGCUGUAAAUAUAUGUAACUCCAGAAGUCACGAAGCUUUCACAAGCCAAGACAAAAAGCCCUAGUCUGGCUGUGGGAAGAUCAGAUUUGAUUAAGUUCAGAAUUGAUAGCCUUCACCGUGGCGGGCAGGGCAUGGCUGCGUUUGACUCCCAACUUGGCUUCUUUCUGGAAGAAAAAUGGCUUGUGAAAGUAGCCUGGACAGUUCAUUUGAAUUCCAAGUUUUAAUACUUGAUUUGAUUAUUUUGGUAUUACCGGGCAGAUCCCAGCUUCUCCUAUUUUCAGCAAAGUUGGAUUCUGGCACGGGGAAGCAGGCUGUAUGGUUUUUGGCAGGCAGAAAAGUGAUUUUUUAAAUUUUUUUUUUUAAAGGCAUAUGGCAAUGUGAAGAUGGGGGAAGGGUAUAUCACGGAGAAAGUUGAAAACUCAACUGAAUUUGAUGGCAAAGGAGCAAUUAUGUGAAGGCAGUGAGGUGCAUACAGCAUAGUAAUUUGCAAAUCUACCUGCUCGUAUGUAUUUCCCAAGCCUUCAGUGGUGCUUCUCCUUGGGGCUCUGCAUUUCAUUUGGCAUACAGAUGGGAGGAGCACAGCAAUUGCUAAAUAAACUAUAUGUGGACAAAAAGUGAAGGAAAAAACAUAAUCUGGUUAUCUUCAGCAAAAAAAUCAGAAAAUUACAGAUUUGCUGUAAAAUCAUCAAAUUGUGGAAGAAAAGCAAGCCUCAAGGUGGAAGCAUGAGAAUAUUGACCAACUUUUCCUAUUCAGUGGUGUUCUCAUUUUGUACUUUGUUACUGUAUAGACCUUUGACUAUUGCGGGGGGGGAUUCUUUCUUUAACCAGCCUAGGCUGGCUGCAUCAGAGUAAGGCUACAGCUGAUUCUCUUCAUACUGGGAUAAUUUUACUUUUUUUUUUAAUUGAGGAAGGGUGUCUGUUAUAAUUGCUAUUUCUCUAUCAUUCCCACACAGCUCCCUGAUCUUUGGUACUAACGGGUGGUCCUUCAGUGACGGGACAACCCAUCUAAUGUGCAGCUUAAGGGGAUGCUGCAAAGUGCACUGUGUCUUGGUGCUCACGAGCUUUACACCCCUACCAGGUGGACACAGCGGGAAUUCAGGAAUCGCAGCUCGUGGUCCCAGAGGUGCUAUAGCUGCCUGCUGUUCCCCUGGGAGCAUCAAGGGCAUUUGUAUCCAAAAACCAAGUCCAAUGUUUCAAAUACAUGGUAGGCAGAUUUGCCACUGUUAAGUUCUCAAUGUGUGUUCCAUUUCCAAGUUUUUUUUUUCCUAAUUGAAAAUAUUUUCUGUACAUAAUUUAUUGCUCUCUUUGGGCGACCUUCCUCUUGUAAAGCUGAGAGUGAUGUUUGAGAAACAAGGGCAACCAGGCUGUCAUGCAGAUUUCAGGUAGAAGAGUUCUACACUCCUUUCAUAAAGAUUUUCCAAAAGUGAACAUUGAAAAAACAGAAUAUUUUUAGGAGAGGAAAUUCCACUGUAUUAUAGGAAAAAUCAUAUAUCCAGGCUAGCCAGCUAACAACCUCAUACUUUAAUUAAGUAGUAGCACAGUUGCUAUUAAUCUAAGCAUGGUUUUCCCUUGGAGGUGUAAGUGUUGGCAGUAACUACGCUGAAGUGGCGUAGACUAUGUGAUGGGUUCCCCAAACGUGUCAGGGUCUGUGGGGAGGAUACCCGGUUGUGCAUGCAGCGGCAAUCCCUUCAAAAGUUGGGAGAUCACCCAGCGCUGUCUCUCCAAGUCAGGAGGGACCUUCCCUGGCACUAGAGCUGGUGAUGCUUCAGCCUCAGGAGAACAGACUGAAAGUCUGUGCCUCACGGGGUGUUGGCAGCAGCAUCCCCUCUUCAGAUGGGUUUGGUUGGAUGUCUGGGAGGAGUUGUGUGGCACCUCCUCAGCUAGUGAGACAGGCCACCUGGCAAGGGAGUCAGGCCAGCGUACAAUCCAUCCUCUUCUUGCAUGGUGAAGGAGAGGUGGGGAAGUUCUUCAUGGCUGGAGCCCGGCAGGGCUUGGCUUUGUGAGCCGAGGUCUCUGGGCUCGGCGUGCUUUUCAGGGGAUGCGUUUGCACUUUGCAGAGGAUGUUCUUGAAGUCAUCCAGGUGCGGAAACAGGCAAUAUAUACCGACACUUGGAGAACCUGCAGGAAUCGUUCCCCUUGCUUUCAUUCUGUUAAGCUGUCUGUUUUCUGUUCUUCGUCUCGCAUUUAGCCCCUGUUGUUGCUUUUAUGGAACCCAUUUGCCAGGCUGUUUACACCCUUUGAGCAUGUUACGAGGAAAUUAAAAACAAAUUGAGACCCAGUCAAUAAGAAAUCCCAGCAGAAACGUGUUAGUUAAAGCUGUGUUCUCUGAAAAUGGAGUCCGCGGCUGUGGUUUUUGUUGCAUCCCCCAUUUAACCCUUUUCGUCAUCCCAGAUACCUUUAAAUCCCCCUUCCUCUGCACUUUAUCCACGACGACUAAAACACUAGAAGUGAGUCAGGCUUUGCUAUUAACAUCAGCACUUUCCUUCUAUUUAUUUUAAGCUAAUUGCUGUUGAACAGUAGAGAUGAGUCGGAUGUGUCAUACCCAGCAUCUGAACUCUGAACCUUGAUAUUCCCAGAGUUGAGGAGGGUUUACUUCUCCUCUGUAUUUAUGACGAAAUAAGAUAUAACCCUGGGAAAAGUCAGGGCCCUGCCAGUGCAGAGAUUUGGCCAGGGGCUCCCAUUACCAGGUUUUCAAUUUUGUUGCUAAAAGGGGGAGAAGAACAGCGAUUUUUGGAGAACCUUGGUGUACUCUGGGCUAGAUGCUGCUCAGAAAGCCAGGUGAGCUCCAGGAGGGUAGAGAGGAUUUUUAAGCAUUUGGGCAUAGUGUAUAGUAACUGCGUAAACAUCGAUACUGUUUAAUUUGCUGUCUUUUCCCCGUUUCCUUAAAUUAUGUGUGUUAGUGCGAAAAAGCUUUAGCUGCACUUGGAGAUUUCCCCUGGCAAGAGGAAGCUGAGUAAUGUAGGGAGAGGAAUAGAGGUAGGAAUGCAGAUACGGGCUUAGAAAUGAUCUCCGGCACUGUAAUGUAGUAUAAUUAGAUUAUAUGGGGUUUGGAUAGUUUCAUCUUUUAUAUUUGUAUGGAGAUCGGGGAAAAAUGAAGUGAUUUGUAGUUUCUAGUAUAAAGUAGUAAUAGUGGAGACAAGCACAGAUUUCACAAGGGGGUCCCAAAGGGGCCCUUUCCAAAUGUCUCGGGGAGCCGCAUUUGCACCUUAACAGGGAACAAAUGGUCAUUGUGGCUGGAGGGACUCAAGGUAAAGGAAGACAGUGUUGGGGACCAACCUUGGGGCAGCUUGGCUGGAUAGGCCCAUUCCCAUCUCAUCGUCAAGCAUCUUCAUUUCCCCUCCGGUGGCUGCUACAGCAAUGUGUACAUGGGAUCUCCGGCUAUUAGACUUGGAUCCUUAGUUCAACAUCUCCUUCCAUUCUUGGUGAUUUGUGGGUAAAAUUUAUUGUGUAGAAAACUGGGUUUGGAUGUUCUUGUGUUUGCAGGAUAGCAGAAAAAAACCCGCUCCAGAUUAAAGUUCUUUUCAAGGUAGAAAAAAACUAAACUACCCCAAAUUAAAAGGUUCCACAAUUGGUUUCCACUUCUUAAAUUCUAAGCUACAAAAAGAAGGUUGGUUUGAAUGGCUUUGUUAGAGAAUAAUCCGUUUGAAAAAAUAUAGAGGCAAUAGAGCAAAAUAUCUAAAGCUGUAGGUAGGUAGAUUUGUUGUAUUACGAUAUUCUAGGUUUGGUUUUAUUGUUUAGCGUGGGCCAGUUUUUAAAGUAAAUAUUGAGUGAUCUCAUGUCAUGACAGUUUACCUUGAGUUGACUGAAUUUGUCUCAUUUUAAAAGGAGGCUCAAAGGGUUUUGGCCAAGAUUUUCAGGAACUAUGAAUAGUUAAUGUUUUGAGAGGGAGGAUUGCAUGAUUUCUGAAAAGAAAAGGUUGGUCUUUUUGGUUUUGUUUUGUGGUUUUGUUUUGGGUUUUUUUUUAACAGCUGUCUGAAGCCCCAGAUCACUAGGCACGCUUCUGGUCAUCUUGGCCACUGUGUUUCAUUUCAGGUGACAGCAAUAUGUGGGUGAAUUAACUCCCAUUGUUUACUAUCGUUCCCUGAAUGUUCGGGGGGACUUUUGCUUGUGGGCAGAUGAAAUAAAAAUGUCUUUGUGCAUUUCAGCAGUUUUAGCCUCUUCAUCUCUAUAUGUCCGCCUAUCUCCCAAAUCCCUGUGGCGUACUCAAGUGGUAGCAGUCAGUCCUGUUGACAGGCAGAGCUUCAGCUUUCUCUUGGCCAUGAGCUUUCUGGAUGUGUGUUUAGCUUCCAGUACUAAGGACUGACUAUUUUGCAGUGCUUCAGAGCUAGUAAUUUUUACCUGUGUGUUAUGUACAAAACAUUAAGGGGGGGUGGGGGUGGGGGUGUUUACAGAGGUCUAAUGGCAUGCAUUUGGGGUGACCAUGUUGCUUGCUGCCAGUGAAUGCACCAUCAGCUCUUUCGUGUAUGCCCUGUUUUCCAGAACCAAUUGGUGGUUUUUUGUUUCUGAGAACUGAAGUAGCUGAAAACACUUUCCUGGUCCUCUUGAAUGACAAGGUACAUGGAGUAAAACCCAUCACAGCAGACAACCUGGUAGGGUUUGAUCUGUCCUAAAGGCAAACCCCAACCUCAUGCAGGACCAGGGAAGGGUUUUGUUGCUGAAGGUGGGUUGUGAUUUGGCAACCAGUUCCCAGAUCUGGGAAUUGAGUUGAGUUGAAUUGGUGGACAAAGUGCAGUCAGGAUGGUUGGAGCCUGAAGGGAAGGCAGCGUAUCACAUGGAGGUCACUAACUACACAUCCUCUGCAUUUGGUGUGCAUAUGUGUGCUUAUAUAUGCAUAUAAGCUUUGCGUACUACUAUUAGCAAUUGUGGAAAUGUACGUAUGCACAUUUACACAGUAAUCAAAAUCAAUUGCUACAGCCAGGUUUUCAGUUAGAUGUUUCUAAAUGGGCAAGUUUCCCAGCUUGAGUACAACCAGCCAUUUCCAAGAGUGCAGGAGGCAGGCGCAGGAUGGGGGGCAACAGCACAAGGGAUGGAGAGAUGCAGGAAUACAAGGUACAGGGUUACUGUGGCUCUUGCAAACCAUCAGAUGCUCAGGACUUGCACAGAUACCUGCCUCAGAGGUAUUCAGUAAAAUCCAGCUCCUGACAGCAACACUCAACUUGAGAAAACCUUUAACUUGGCUGCCAGGACUGAAGUAGCCCCCUUGCUUGAGAGAAGAAAUCUCAGCUCGCCAGCCCUGGGUGUGUUAUCAUGCGAAACACCGGGGAAGGAAAUUCCGAAGGUGAAAAGGGCAGAGGACUUGCUGGUCAGGGGUCCUUUAUUUUAUAUAAAUUAUUUAUUUUAUAUAACUUCUAUAUAAAGCGUGAGACCAGUGGGCUGCCCUCCUAUAGCUGAUUCAGCGAUGCUUCAGAUCCUGCUGCUGUUUGUGGGGUUGUUGGGGAGCCUUCCCCAAGAGCAGCUUCUCAUCCCUCCCUCCUCAUGUUCUUGGCCAUUCAGCUCUGGCCCCAUAAUUUUGCUGUGAGGGAGCACAAGCCUCAGCUACAGAGCUGAGGGUUUGCAUGUACCGAGUAGUCCAGGAAAACUUGACCAAGUGUUGCUCUGCACCACUUCUACCUUCGUUUUCGGUUUGUAGUCCUAACGGGAAAUCAAUAGGGAGAGGGCAAGUCUGGCAGGGCGAGAAGGAUGUGUUUGCUGGAGCUAGGCAAGGCAUGGUAGGAAACAUGGCUGGGUGCGCAGAAGAGAUGGGAGGAUCUUUCAUUUCCCCUUCUUGUACCUGUGACAAAAAAUUACUUUGAAAUGCUGUUGAAGCAUUUUUUUUCUGACGUAUCCAGGGGUUCAGCUGGAUUCUCUGCUGAAUCUACUGAGCUCAUUUUGCCAGCCCACAGGGAAAGCAGGACGCACCCAUCCUCUGAAAGCACAGCCCUUUGCUCCAUGGAAGUGCCAAGUUUCUGGGGGACCGCAUGCUUUUGGUCCAGCUCUCUCACUGUUUCAAUGUCAAGAGCAUCUUUCACUUGUAGACAGCUUGCGUAGGCGGGCGCACAAACCAAAGGGGUAUUUGGGAGAGGAGUGUCUUUUAAAACACCAAGGGACUUGUUUGGUGUAACUGUUGCCUUUGGACUCUGGUUUGGAAUUGCCAGGGGCCUGAUUCUGCAGCUCCUGCUGACUUAAACCUCUCGACUUCAUCAGAGUUUGAGCGUAUCCCGAAUGCUUUGCCCAAGUGCAAGGCAAAACAGCUUCCAGGCGGCAGAGUCGGGCACAGAUGGCCUGUAUCCUGGCCUCUCUGAAGUUGGAGUGUGGCCCCUGGUUUCAGCAAGGUUGUGAUUCAAGGUUCAAUCUAGCCGGCACCUUUAUUUUGGGAGGCACAUCGGUACCACUUGGGAAGCGGAUGUAUACACUGGGGUUUUUUCCUUUAUUUAAUACCCUGUGACCGCCUACAAAGACUAGAUUUUACAUUUGGCCGCUUUUAGCCCCCAAGUCUCUCAGUUUUUCUGCUUUGUGAUGUUUGUCUUUCUGGUUGGGGAGGGGAGAAAGGGAGCCCAGGUGAGUAGGGACACCUGAGACCUCUGCUUGGGGUAGAGGCAGAAGAUACGGCAGGCUUUAUAGCAAGUUGGGGGUGGGGGUGGGGUGGGGGAGUGUUUCUGUUUCUGUAAAUAGUAAUGUAUAAAUGAUUACAAGACAGUGUGAAAAUUAUUAAAAAAAAAUGUCUUUUGUUGGUUUUAUAUUACCUCAUUCAGCAAGUUUGUUUUACAAUGACUCAAUGAUGCUUUAUUUAUAUUGUUUGUACUGUAAUUAAACCGAUUGACAAACAUUUCACUUUGCUUGUUGUUUCAUAUGAUUUUGGUUUGAUUAAGUAUGCCAGUUUGUAUUAUGUUUCCCUUUCCUCUCUCUCCGCAUUGAGAUUUUUGUGUCAGCUGUACAGUAUUCUGAAUAAUUAAAAAAAAAAGGAAAAAAAAAGUUGUAAAGUACUGCAGAGAGAGGCUGCUAUAUUGUAUAGGUCUCUUUCUAAUAAAGACAAGAAAACUUGUUCGUCGCA